AUUGGCUGCUAAACAUCCUCAUUUUUUUCUUCUGGGUCUUAAAGACGAUGCUGUAACCAGUUCAAAAACGGAGCCGACAGCUUCACUUCCUCUUUUCGAACUUCCGUUUGUGUGGGCGAAGCCGGCAGCGGUCACGUUUCAGGGCGCAGGCGCGAGAGGGCGGGGCGGUCGCCAUGGCAAUGCGCGCGUCGCCCAGGCCUUUUCGGCGGAUUGGAAGCGCUGGAGCUGCUGCGCUGGCUGCUGGCGGGGCUGGCGGGGCUGGCGGCGCGGAGUGGCGGGGACGGCCGGCACCUCUGCAGGAUGAGACCCUGGGCGUGGCGUCCGUGCCCUCGCAGUGGAGGAGCGUCCAGGGCAUCUGCGGGGAGACGAAAAGUUGUCAGACAGCGGGCGUUGCCACAGCUGAGGCGUCUGUCCAGGCCCGGACACAUGCAAAUGCCCAGGUGCAGACAGAGGCUCCUGAGGAGCCAGCGACUGUGGCUCCUGUUUCCCAGUACGACACCCUCAGACUUGCAGCCUUUCUCCGGAGGGUGGAGGCGAUGGUCACCCGGGAGCUGAACAACAACUGGCAGAGCCACGCCUUCGACGGUUAUGAGGUGAACUGGAUGGAGCAGCAGCAGACGGUGUCCUGUCUGCACACUCUGGUCUACCCCCUAGCCCAAGGGCAAGGUCUGCAUGUCACCGGCAUUUCCUGGAACGCCACAGGCUCUGUGCUGGCCUGUGCCUAUGGUCGACUAGAUGACGGGGACUGGAGUACACUCAAGUCCUAUGUGUGUACCUGGAACCUGGACCGCCAAGGCCUGAACCCCCAGCAGCCGUCAGUAGUGGUGGAGGUGCCCAGUGCUGUCAUGUGCCUGGCCUUUCAUCCCACACAGCCCUCCCACAUUGCAGGGGGUCUAUACAGUGGUGAGGUGCUGGUGUGGGACACGAGCCGGCCCGAGGACCCGCUGCUCUGGCGUACAGGUCUGACGGAUGACACUCACACGGACCCAGUGUAUCAGGUGCUAUGGUUGCCUGAACCCCGGCACAGCCACCGCUUCCAGGUCCUGAGUGUGGCCACAGAUGGGAGGGUGCUGCUCUGGAGAGGCAGUGGGGCUGGUCAGCUGUGGCUCUCCAAAGGCUUUGCCCUUGCUGUGCAGCAGCUACCUCGGAGCACCAAGCUGAAGAAGCCACCCCGUGGAGAGACUGAGGUGGGGGUGACAUCAGUGGCCUUCUCCAGCUUUGACUCCAGCCUUUUCGUUCUGGGCACAGAAGGUGGCUUCCCCCUCAAGUGUUCCCUGGCAGCAGAGGCAGCUGCUCUCACUCGGAUGCCCAGUUCUGUGCCUCUUAGGGCCCCGGUGCAGUUCACCUUCUCUCCCCAUGGUGGCCCUGUGUAUUCUGUGAGCUGUUCCCCUUUUCACAGGAAUCUCUUCCUGAGUGCUGGGACUGAUGGCCAUGUCCACCUGUACUCCAUGCUGCAGGCGCAACCCCUCACCUCACUGCAGCUCUCUCACAAGUACCUGUUUGCUGUGCGCUGGUCCCCUGUGCGCCCCUUGGUUUUUGCUGCUGCUUCUGGGGAAGGUGAUAUACAACUGUUCGACCUCCAGAAAAGCUCACAGAAACCCACAAUUUCCAUAACACAAACCCAGGAUGGAAGUCCUGUCUACUGUCUUGAAUUUAAUAGCCAGCAGACGCAGCUCUUAGCGGCCGGUGAUGCUAAGGGCACGGUCAAAGUGUGGCAGCUGAGCACAGCCUUCACAGAACAAGGACCCCGGGAGGCAGAGGACCUGGACCAGCUGGAGGCAGAAAUUGCUACCUGAGAGCCACCAGGGGCAGGGUGGGGUGUCCCCUUUGGAUGGCUGUGUGCUAAGCUAGAUAAAGAGGAACCAAGCCUGUA
This is a messenger RNA of Grammomys surdaster, 1873 nucleotides long. It is a transcript of the gene Dync2i2, whose product is annotated as WD repeat domain 34. NCBI's taxonomy places the organism in Eukaryota, Metazoa, Chordata, Mammalia, Rodentia, Muridae. Gene Ontology annotation, biological process: intraciliary transport. Gene Ontology annotation, cellular component: cytoplasmic dynein complex; ciliary plasm. Gene Ontology annotation, molecular function: dynein heavy chain binding; dynein light chain binding. The transcript has 9 exons. Bases 174 to 1796 code for a protein of 540 amino acids. The record is from RefSeq and is a predicted model, not a curated record.